Molecule: messenger RNA, 822 nt
Organism: Myxocyprinus asiaticus (Chinese sucker)
Lineage: Eukaryota; Metazoa; Chordata; Actinopteri; Cypriniformes; Catostomidae
Product: superoxide dismutase [Cu-Zn]-like
Exons: 5
Coding region: 94-561 (155 amino acids)
Biological process (GO): removal of superoxide radicals
Cellular component (GO): peroxisome; nucleus; cytosol
Molecular function (GO): superoxide dismutase activity; copper ion binding
Source: RefSeq, a predicted model, not a curated record
UUGGUCAGUGCAGCUCAGGCACCGCCUCUCUUAUCAAAUACGUUAGGGUUCUCUCAUUUACAACUACGUCAGUUUGCAUAACUCAGAGGCAGUAUGGAAGCAAAAAAGGCUGUUUGCGUGCUCAAAGGCACUGGGGAAGUGACCGGCACCGUCUAUUUUGACCAAGAGGAUGAAAAAGCUCCAGUGAAGGUCACUGGUGAAAUCACUGGCCUUACAAAAGGAAAGCAUGGCUUCCACGUUCAUGCUUUUGGAGACAACACAAAUGGCUGUAUCAGUGCAGGGCCACACUUCAACCCCCACAAUAAGAAUCAUGGUGGACCCGAUGACCAAGAGAGACACAUUGGUGACCUUGGUAACGUGACAGCUGGUGAUGAUGGUGUUGCAAAAAUCGACAUUGUGGACAAACAUCUGACACUGCAUGGGCAACACUCCAUUAUUGGAAGGACCAUGGUGAUUCACGAGAAGGAGGAUGACUGUGGUAAAGGAGGUAAUGAGGAAAGUCUUAAAACUGGCAACGCUGGAGGUCGUCUGGCCUGUGGGGUUAUAGGCAUCGCCCAGUGAAGCUCGACACACCAGCCAGUUUAGAAAUGUCUGUGACCAAUGUGGAUGCCUCCUAUAAGCACUUAGCCCAUCGUAGAGUACAUUUCUAUUUUUGCAAUUUAAUGUGUAAAGAAUUGUGUAGCUGUUCUCUACCCAUUUAAAGCUGUUUUUGCAGGACACAUCUAUAUGUUUGCCAAGCGGGUACCAUCUGUCUGUUUACAGCAAAUAGAUGUUAAUUUCCACUCAUUUCUGCUUUACUCAAUAAAUGUUCUACUGACUUGU